Juglans microcarpa x Juglans regia is the source of this 3620-nucleotide messenger RNA. Its product is annotated as probable disease resistance protein At4g27220. The record is from RefSeq and is a predicted model, not a curated record. NCBI's taxonomy places the organism in Eukaryota, Viridiplantae, Streptophyta, Magnoliopsida, Fagales, Juglandaceae. The transcript is spliced from 5 exons. The coding region runs from base 42 to 3335 and encodes 1097 amino acids. Gene Ontology annotation, molecular function: ADP binding.
GAAGAAAAUAUUACAAAAACAGAAAAACUACAUUUGGAAAAAUGGAAAAUAUUAUUUCGUUAAUAGUAGAAUACUCAGUUGGUCCAAUCGGAAAACAGUUUGGCUAUCUUGUUUUCUACAAGAGCAGUAUCGUAACUCUUGAAGAGAAAUUUCAGAGGGUACUUGAGAAGAAGGAGGCAGUGCAACAAUCUGUUAAUGGAGCCCAAUGGAAUCAAGAAGUAGUCGCAAGUGAAGUUAAGACUUGGCUGACAAAUGUGGAUAAAAAAAUUGAAGAAAUCCAGAAAUUCCUUGGAGAAGAUGUGAAAGCUAAUAGGAUGUGCUUGAAUGGUUGGUGUCCGGAUCUGAAGCUAUGCUAUUCCUUAGGUAAGAAAGCUCAGAAGAAUACUCAAGCUAUCAUUCAGAUGCUAGAAGAAGGUGAAAAAUAUGAUAGGGUGUACAACAUUGCACCUCCAUUGAAAGUAAGACCAUCAUCCACAGAACGGUUUAAGGAUUUUGAAUCACGAAAAUCAACUAUUCAAAAUGUUUUGAAUGCUCUAAAGAAUGACAAUAUCGACAUGAUUGCAUUAUGCGGUAUGGGAGGGAUGGGCAAGACAAAAAUGGCCAAAGAGAUUAAGAGAAGAGUGGAAUCUGAUAAUUUAUUCCAUAAAGUUGCCAUUACGGUGGUGUCUCAAAAUCCAAACUUCAUAAAAAUUCAAGGCGAACUUGCAGAAUCGCUAGGUACGAGACUUGAAGCAAAAAGUUUACAGGGAAGAGCAGAUGAAUUAUAUUCAAUAUUGACUGAAAAUAAGAAAGUCCUUUUGAUAUUGGAUGAUGUUUGGAAACCACUUGAUAAUGAGGAUAUUGAGGAUAUUGGAGUUUACUAUGCAUUUAAAGAAAAGAGCUGCAAAAUCUUGUUGACGUCAAGAAACGAAGAACCUUGCAAUGGGAUAGAAAUUCAGGAGACUUUUCGAGUUGACCUUUUAUCUGAAGAAGAAGCGUGGAAUCUUUUUGUAGAGAUGGCAGGUGAUUUUGUCAAUAGCUCCGAUCUAAUCUCAAUUGCAAAACAGGUUGCGAAGGAAUGUGCAGGUUCACCCCUUGCCAUUGCAACAGUUGGAGGUGCUCUUAGCAACAAAAGCGAUAAAAAUGAGUGGAAAGCCGCACUUCAGCAACUUAAAAUGUCUAUCCCACAAAAUAUCAAUGGUCUUCGGCUAAAGGUAUAUUCCAACAUAGAGUUCAGUUACAAUUACUUAGAAAGUGACGAAGCCAAAUCAUGCUUUUUGCUAUGUUGUUUGUAUCCCGAAGAUUAUGAUGUUCGGAUUGAAGAUUUAGUCAGGUAUGGAGUUGCAAAAAGGUUUCUUGAAGGCAUAGGUACUGUGGAACAAACAAGGGUACUUGUCCACACAAUAGUUAAGAAUCUUAGAAGAUCAAAUCUCUUGUUGGAUAGCGACGAGGACGAAUGCAUCAAAAUGCAUGAUCUUGUACGAGAUGUUGCCAUAUCAAUUGCAUCGAGAGACGAAAAUGGUUUUAUGGUAGUGUUGCACAGAAGACUUGAAGAAUGGCCACAAAAGGAUAGAUAUGACAGUUACACCGCAAUUUCUCUUUUACUUGGAGAAAUGAAAUGGCAUCCUACUGAGUUGAAGUGUCCCAAACUUCAGCUUUUGCGACUAUCAUGUUUGAACUAUUCAAACACGUUCCCAGACAAUUUAUUUGAUGGGAUGAAGGAGUUGAAGAUGUUGUCUUUGCGAACAUCCUUGUCGACAUUGCCACCAUCAAUCAUGAUCCUCCAGAACCUUCAAAUGUUGAAUCUGGAGAAUUGUGAGUUAGGAGAUGUGUCGGCAAUUGGAACCCUUGGAAACCUAGAAAUUCUUAGCUUUCGUGAUUCCAAGAUCAAUGAGCUACCUUCGGAAAUAGGAAAUCUUAGUCGAUUAAAGUUACUUGAUAUGAAGGAAUGUCAUUAUUUAAAUUUUAUUGCAGCUGGUGUAUUAUCCGGUUUAUCUCGACUAGAAGAAUUGUACAUGGGAGGACCAUUCGAGGAUUGGGGAUGUACGACUGCGAUGGAAGGAUAUGGAGAAGAAACAAAUGAUAAUGCAAGUCUUGCUGAGUUAAUUCCUUAUUCCAGUCAACUGGUGGUUUUAGAAAUCAGUGUGCCAAGUAUCUUGUGCUUGCCAGAAGAAUUGGAUUUCAGUAACUCCAAUUUCAGAUUUAUGAUAAAUAUUGGUGUAAAAGAUUGGACAAAUGAGAGAUAUUUAUUUGAAAAUACGUUGAAACUUGAAGUGGAGGAUGCAAGUGAUCUUGGGGAACACCGAACAAUUCGUUCACUAUUGAAGAAUGCUGUAGUUUUGAAUUUGGAUAUUACAAGAAAUUUGAAACAUAUUUGGUUUGAGAAAGAGGAAAAGGAAAUUUUACCAUGCAGCUUGAAGGAUCUAACAAUUAGUAAAUGUGAAGAUUUAGAAAAUCUACUCGAAGCCACAUCGGAUAGUACUCCACCUAAUACCUUCCAUCUCCUGGAGUCACUAUCAUUAGAGGACUUACCAAGGCUCAUUGGCAUCUGUAAUUCCACGGAUUCAGUUGAGAUUACAUUGACAAAGGAAGAGGAGCAAAAUGUGAGUGAGACUGAAAAUCAAGCAAAGAUGUUGUCUCUGUUUCAAUACAACUUGAUUGAAAGUUUGGAGAAUCUAGAAGAACUUUCUAUACAUCGAUGUGAUUCAUUGGAAGUGAUAUUUGAACUUGAGGAACUAAAUGCUGAAGAAAGCAAUAUCUUCAAUAAUUUGACAGUAUUGUCAUUAAUAUAUUUACCGAAGCUAUUGCAUAUAUGGAAGAAAGACCCACGAGAUAUUAAGGGAUUUAAUUACUUGAGAUUGCUACGAGUAUGGGAAUGUGGUAGUUUGAAAUGUUUGUUCACACCAUCCAUAGCAAAACUUCUCGUGAAACUAGAGGAAAUAGAAGUAUAUAGUUGCAAUGAAAUGGAAGAAAUCCUUGCAAAAGAAUUGGGAGAUGAAGAGAAUAGAGAUGUGAUUGCAUUCCCCCUAGUGAAGACCCUCAAGCUCGGGAAUUUAUCAAAGUUGGAGUGUUUUUACACCGAAGAUAAUCAUGCUUUUGAGUGGCCAUCUCUGGAUAAAAUAACAAUAGUUGGAUGCCCCAAAUUAAAAAUGCUUGCUUCGACAAGUACAAAAACACCUAAGCUAAAAGGAGUGCAUAUGAAGUUCAGAACUUUUCAUCCAAUGGUAGAAGGAGACCUCAAUGCCACCAUACAACACAUUAUCAAAGGAGAGGGGUUGAAUCAAUUUUCUUCUCCACCUUUUUACGAUAUACGGAGUUACGAAGCAGGGUACGAUGAAGAUGUUUUUGAUUUUUAGAGGUCAUGGAAGUUCCAAGUCUCCAUAUACAUUGGGCACUGAAUAUUAUGCACAUGAGCAACACAUGGAGGCACUUUCCGUAACAUUUGAUGCUGCUGGUAGACAGAAGGGAGGAAUUGAUAAGUUUUGAAAAUAAGCAGGUCCACUUUGAUACAAUUAAUAGUUUUGGAGGCACAUUGUGAAUUGAGUGAGAGUUUGAGGAGGCAAAGUGUAAUUAACCCUAUUAUUUCUGUUUUGGAAUUUGAAAAAGUUAAAUUGUUCAUUUUAUUUUGUAUGAGAUAAGUU